GAAUUGAAGUCGGACAGUUCCAUAGGCUGAACUAAUUGUGAUAUUUUCUCGCCAACUGAAUCAUAUUUGCUAUGCUAUUUGUCUUCUCAAAGGCGUGAGAGAAUAUCGUGGUUGUACAAGUCCAGUUCUCCAAUUUCACAAUCACAACGCAAAGCCUGUUCAUGAUGAACUGAGUCUCAAAGAAUUAUGAACAGAACACCGUAUCGCCAUGAUUUCGUAGUGCCUUUUUCCCUACUUAAGUCGUCGCCAUCCCCCAAGUGCCUCUACUGUCUACGCAAUAGCAAGUCCUCAAUCAACAGCCCUUGAUACGCACCAUUGAAAGUAAAUACAAGCCUCAAAAUCACAAAAACCAACAUCCUGAUCUGUGCUUCGUCUUCCACCAUGUCUCGUACGAUUGGUCUAAUUGACGACCCUUUUUUCUUCGACCUCGAAGCGGCCAUCAACAACAUGAUUGGUCUCGCCGUCAAAUCUCGUCUCGCUGAUAAUCCCCGAUGGGUGACGCUUGAUCGACACCCCGAUUUGGGUGAAUCUGUCUGUUGGUGCGGCGAAGAGGAAGAACAUUUCUUUGGAAGUUGUAGCGACAGGCUGGAUCCGGCAUGCAAAGCCCGCCCGACUGUCAGCCCCAACGCCAGCCUUUCCGCCUGCCCUCAUCCAACUUACCAGGUAAGCUUUGAUCACACCUGCUUUUGCUUUCAAAUCAACGGUACGAUGAAGCUCUUCCAUGAGCGCUUUCUCCGUCCUCGCAUGGAGGCUAUUCUCUCACCUAAGUACACAUUCUCUCAAGGCGACCCAGUAAAGGAGUUGAAUAACGUGCAAAUCAAGGCCCUCGAGAACAUUGUCACCAUCUACAACAGGCGUGUCCACAAGACCCUGCUGUGGGCAUUCGCAGACCAAAAAUACGAAGCACUCGCCCGAUUUGUGACGGAUAUGCAGCGGAAUGACAUUGUGAGUGAAGCAGAUAAAAUGCCUACCCGCAUUCCAUGGCAUAUCGAGCGAGUACAUGCGAUACUGGGGUGGCACAGAAGAUCUUUUGAUGACUGCGUGGCAGAGCUGAAAAGUGCAAUGGAUGAAGCUAGUCGCCACCGAAUCAGCUCAGAUAAGUCGGUAGCUGCACGUAUCGUCGAUGGAGAAGUAUCCUUUGACGGAUAA
Trichoderma atroviride IMI 206040 is the source of this 1149-nucleotide messenger RNA. RefSeq lists its product as uncharacterized. The record is from RefSeq and is a predicted model, not a curated record. NCBI's taxonomy places the organism in Eukaryota, Fungi, Ascomycota, Sordariomycetes, Hypocreales, Hypocreaceae.